This is a messenger RNA of Cantharellus anzutake, 546 nucleotides long. RefSeq lists its product as uncharacterized. The transcript has 2 exons. Lineage: Eukaryota; Fungi; Basidiomycota; Agaricomycetes; Cantharellales; Hydnaceae. The annotation marks the transcript as partial. The record is from RefSeq and is a predicted model, not a curated record.
AUGAACAUCUGUGUCUUCCAUGAACCUUGUACAGGGAAGUUAUGGUGGAGGUAUCAGGAAGAAUCCCCUGAAGGGACAAUGAUCCAGGGUGUCAUUCUUGCAAGUGAUGAGACUCACCUUACAAACUUCUCUGGAUCAAAAGUUUUCCAUGCUGUCUAUAUGACACUUGGAAAUAUCCAUGGUGACAUCCGACAGCAGCCUGAUAGUGGUGCCUGGCUGCUUCUUGCAAUCCUACCAACAUCCUCCUUUAUCCAGACUGUCCUCACAUACACAUCUCCUCAAUCACAUAUCAAAUUGACCAAGAAUGAGGCAGCCACGCUUCCAGGGAUUCUUAAGCACCGACUCUUCCAUGCAUGCAUGAAAAUAGUCAUUGCCCCACUUCACCCCUCUCAGCAUUCCCACCCAGUUCUAGGCCCUGACAGAAACAUCCGUAUGUGCAGGACCUGCCUCCUUGGCUAUAUUGCUGACAUGAAGGAGCAAUGUUUGAUUGCCUGUGUUGCAACAAGGUCAUGCCCUGUCUGCUGUGCACAACCACAUGCUGAUGGA